AUGUUCACCAAGACCAUUCUGAGCGCCACUGCGCUGCUGGCGGGUGUUGCGACGGCGGCGACGGCACCUGGGUUUCCCAUCCAGGUUUCCCAGAACUUGACGGUCAUGUACGGGAACAAUACCGUGUCGCCUGGUGGAGAGCUGAUUCCCCGUCCUGAAACCGCACAACCCCCGACAAUCUCGUCCCCAGUAUGGUUCGCCGACGAGCAAGGCCCCGGCCGAUGCGUCCUCCUCAUGGUCGACCUCGACGUACCCCGUAACAACUCGCGCGUCCAACUCGUCCACUGGAUUGCCACAAAUGUAACACGCUCCGUGCCCAUUUCCGCCAACACAACAGGAUCGCCGCUCGUGAUCCCCUCGGAUAAUCCCGUCCCGUACCUCCAGCCCUCGCCUCCUGUCGGCGAUAUCCCGCACAGCUACACGUUCAUCCUGAUGGCACAGCCACGCAACUUUAGCAUACCCUCCAUGUACGACGAUCUAGCAGACAACAGGGUGGGCUUCAACGUUAGCCAGUUCGCGGCUGACGCGAAUCUGACAAACGGAAUUGCCGCGACCUGGAUUACAGUGCAGAACCUUACUGAGACGCCCACAAACACAAGCUUCCCACCCCCGAGGCCGAGCCCAACAGGGGAUGGUGCAGACUCUGGCGGUGCUGCUUCGGGUGAUGCGAGUGGCAUGAUGAUCGCCGGUAGGACGUUUUGGGCGGCAAUGAGCACGACAGUGGUGGCGGUUGUCUUUGCUAUCGCUUUGUAA
Messenger RNA from Alternaria arborescens, 753 nucleotides. RefSeq lists its product as hypothetical. Gene Ontology annotation, biological process: regulation of proteolysis; regulation of Ras protein signal transduction. Lineage: Eukaryota; Fungi; Ascomycota; Dothideomycetes; Pleosporales; Pleosporaceae. The coding region runs from base 1 to 753 and encodes 250 amino acids. Gene Ontology annotation, molecular function: peptidase inhibitor activity; phospholipid binding. The record is from RefSeq and is a predicted model, not a curated record. The transcript is spliced from 2 exons.